Molecule: messenger RNA, 1568 nt
Organism: Neurospora tetraspora
Lineage: Eukaryota; Fungi; Ascomycota; Sordariomycetes; Sordariales; Sordariaceae
Product: CDK-activating kinase assembly factor MAT1-domain-containing protein
Exons: 1
Coding region: 434-1519 (361 amino acids)
Biological process (GO): positive regulation of cyclin-dependent protein serine/threonine kinase activity; regulation of transcription by RNA polymerase II; nucleotide-excision repair
Cellular component (GO): transcription factor TFIIH holo complex
Molecular function (GO): cyclin-dependent protein serine/threonine kinase activator activity
Source: RefSeq, a predicted model, not a curated record
CAACAUCAUCGAUCCCACUUCGGGUUUCACUUUCGUCUUUGAUAUUUUCGAACUUUCCCUUCCACCGCUUAUACAACACCGCGUGACUCGUAAUUUCUGUCUAGCAAGAUUGGCAUUAUCAAAAACAAUCCAGAACGAAAUCAGGUGCAGACACGUCCUUGUCGCAAACCCCGACCUCCCAACGGAUUAUAACGGAAGAUUUGGGCCGUGAUCGCCACUCACCGACACAACUCAAGAGACGUCCUCGGCAGAUACGGACAUACGGACUCUCCCUUGAAGGAAAAAACGCCCUUUCGUUGUUAUAAACCAAGCAGCAUUCUCCUCGAUCACCAGAAAAUUCGAAAGACUCACCACAACCUCCCAGCCCUCAUUUACCGAAAUCCAUAUCAGCACUCGGUCCCCGACCUUUCCAACCAAAAACCACCCACCCACCAUGGCCCGCCCCCUCGACCCCCUCGGUUUCGAAGACGAAAUGUGUCCCGUCUGCAAAUCGCGCAAGUACCUCAACCCCGACAUCGUCUUCGUCUUCAACCCCGAAUGCUACCACUCCAUGUGCCUAAACUGCGCCAACCGGCUCUUCAACGACGGACCCAACCAAUGUCCGCACGCAGGCUGCAACAAGACUCUCCGGCGCAAGGGCUUCCGCUCGGCCUUCUUCGGCGACCUGGCCGUCGAGCGCGAGGUCGAUAUCCGCCGUCGCGUGGCGGCCGUGUUCAACCAAGUGGAAGAAGACUUUGAGACGCUGCAGGACUAUAAUAAUUACCUGCAGAUGGUGGAGGAUUUGACGUUUGAGUUGGUUAAUGGGACUGAUGAACGACGGAGACAGGCGGAGGCACAACUGCAGGCGUGGGAGGCGGAGCAUAGACAGGAUAUCGAACGGAAUAAGAAGGCGGGGAGGGAGGCGGAUGAGAUGUCAAGAAAGAGGCUGGCGGCGGAGAGAGAUGCGGCGCGCCAGCGCCGCAUUGAGGCUAUCAAGGAGGCGGAGGAGGAGAAGAGGGAGAGGGUGAGGAGUCGCGAGAUGGAACUGGAUAACUUGGCCAAGGGCAUUACGACGACGACGGAGCCGGCUACGAAGGUGCAGUUGAAGAGGCGCGGGCAGGUGAAUCGUGUUGCUGAAGCAGCUCCUAACCCGGCCGCCUCCGCAAUGGCAACGGGCGCUUCAGAAGUCGAGCGCUUGUCCAUCCGCGGCUUGAAGGAGAAGCCGAAGGCGCCGGCACCGCAGGGCCCCUACGAUCCCUUUGGGGGCAUGGACUUUGCGCCUAGUCGGUAUAAGCUGCAUGGGGGUUUGACUCACCCGCUCAUAGAGAAGUACCGGCUCGACAGACAGCAUGUUGCUGGUGGGUACAGCUUUGACGACUUUGCGGCGCGCGCUUUGUAUGAAGCGUUUGCUGGGCUGGGUGUGUUUGUUGAGGAUGAGAAGGAGGCUGGCAGUGCCAGUGGUAUCGGUUUGUCACAAGAGACGACCAUGGCCGCUGGGAUUGCUGCCGUGGAUGACGCGGACAGGAUGGAUUUGGACUGAGCGGAGCGGUUCUAGAGCGGUAUGCCCUAAGGCCUUUCUUGGUGGUGGU